Messenger RNA from Dendroctonus ponderosae (mountain pine beetle), 1023 nucleotides. It is a transcript of the gene DCTN6-p27, whose product is annotated as dynactin subunit 6. The record is from RefSeq and is a predicted model, not a curated record. Lineage: Eukaryota; Metazoa; Arthropoda; Insecta; Coleoptera; Curculionidae. Gene Ontology annotation, cellular component: dynactin complex. Gene Ontology annotation, molecular function: dynein complex binding. Bases 315 to 851 code for a protein of 178 amino acids. Gene Ontology annotation, biological process: mitotic spindle organization. The transcript has 4 exons.
CAAAAACAAGUGGCAACAUGGCCUUCUGUAGAUGAAGUAAAUAAAGUGACGUGCCAGUUAACCUCAAUCAAUGAGCUGAUUUGAAAACAUCCACAAAAUUUUGCAAAAACCCAAUUUUAGAGGAUUUUAACGACAAUUUUAUCCGCCCAGGCAUGAAUUGCUUCUGUUUCUAACCUGAUUUAAACCUGUAAAAAGCACGCGACAAUCUCAUCCAGGUGCUUAAAUAACUGUUUUUUUGGAGUUUAUGGACGAUUCAAAGUUCUAACUGCUUAAUUCCAUCCAACUUUAAGUUAGAAGCCAAUAAAAACAUAAAAAUGUCGAAGAACAGCAUCAAAAUAUUCCCCGGUGCGAUCGUUUGCGAGGAGGCAAAGCUGAGGGGCGACAUCACGGUGGGAUCAGGAACAAUCAUUCACCCCUGUGCCACAAUCGUAGCUGAGGCAGGCCCCAUUAUCAUUGGCGAGCAGUGCUUGAUUGAGGAACAAGCGAAAAUUGUUCACAGGUUGCCUCUGGAUCAGCAAAACAAGGAAAACACGCCUGUUCUAAUAAUAGGAUCUCAUAACGUCUUUGAAGUGGGCUGUACAGUUGAGGCCCUCAAAAUCGGCAAUAAUAACGUUUUUGAGGCCAAAUGCUUUGUGGGAAACAAAGUGACCGUCACUAAUGGAUGCACAUUUGGGACUGGUUGUGUUGUAACUGAUGAGCAAAUCUUGAAGGAAAAUGUCUCGAUAUUUGGGGCUAAGUGCCACAUGAGGGAGAGUUUGGACAAACCGGCGCCUCAAACGUUGCAAAUGGAAACGUUGGUAAAGCUGUUGCCUAAUUACCAUCACAUUAGGAAACCGAAUUGCAAACAUUAAAGCUCUGAUAACAAAUUAUUUAUUCCCACUGUUAUAUAAGUAGAUUCUCGUGCAUUUCCUCACUGUAACGCUUAUUCGAGUCUUACCAAAUCUGCUGCAAUCUGUAGAAUACUUAUAUCAUAAUACCAUUUUAUAUAUAAUCUUAAUGCCAAUAAAACCGUUGAUACAAUGA